CCGUUACAUUCAGAAUAUCUCACACACCUCUGCGAGAGAGAUAGCCGCAGUCGUUACGUCACAGAGGACACGUAACGGGACUGCCUGAGUCUGACCGAAGGAGGCACACAGACUGGGUUAACGGGGACAGAGCAGAGGCAGCAGGACACUUUCACCGGAUACUCCACACACACAAGGCCUGAAACUAUCGAUUCCUGCUCAGUGUUGACACAGAAGACCAAAUAUAGAAAUGGUGUUCAGAGGCAUAAUAACAGAUGCUCCGGACUUUGAUCCCUCCACUGACGCAGAGACCCUUUACAAUGCUAUGAAAGGCAUGGGAAGUGAUAAAGAAGCCAUAUUGGACCUGGUCACUUCAAGGAGCAAUGCACAGAGGCAGGAAAUCAUUGCAGCGUACAAAUGCAAUUUUGGACAGGACCUGAUUGAAGAUCUGAAGUAUGAGCUGACGGGCAAAUUUGAGCGCCUCAUUGUCAGUCUGAUGAGAACCCCAGCCUACCAUGAUGCCAAAGAAAUUCAUGAUGCACUCAAAGGAGCUGGAACCAAUGAGAAAUGCCUUAUUGAAGUCAUGGCAUCCAGAAACAACCAACAGGUUCAAGACAUGGUUGCAGCGUACAAGGAUGCCUAUGGCAGUGACAUUGAGGAGGAUAUAAUCGCAGACACCUCAGGUCACUUUAAGAAGAUGCUGAUUGUUUUACUUCAGGGGACCAGAGAUGAGUCAGGAGUGGUGGAUGCAGAUCUGGUGGAGCAAGAUGCACAAGAUCUGUAUGCAGCCGGAGAGGAGCAGUGGGGGACUGACGAGGCCAAAUUCAUCAUGAUUCUGGGAAACCGCAGCAAGACCCACCUUCACAUGGUUUUCGAUGCAUACGAGAAGAUUGCAGAGACGACCAUAGAGGACAGCAUAAAGAAUGAGUUGUCUGGGGACUUUGAGAGGCUGAUGCUGGCUGUUGUCCAGUGCGUAAGGAGCGUUCCCAUGUUCUAUGCAAAGCGCCUUUACAAGUCAAUGAAGGGUCUCGGUACAGCUGACAACACCCUGAUCAGGAUCAUGAUUUCUCGCUCUGAAAUAGAUAUGUUGGACAUUAGGGAGUGUUUCCGUUUAUUGUAUGAGAAGUCUCUUUAUAACAUGAUUAAGGAUGACACAUCGGGGGAUUACAAGAGGACUUUGCUUAAUCUGUGUGGAGGAGAUGAUGACUUAGCUGGAGAGUUCUUCCCUGAAGCUGCUCAGAUAGCCUACAAGAUGUGGGAAAUAAGUGCCAUGACCAAAGUCCAGCUGAGGCCAUCACUCCGUCCUGCUCUCAAUUGUGACCCAGCUGCUGAUGCACAAGCACUGAGGAAAGCUAUGAAGGGAUUUGGAACGGAUGAAGAUGCAAUCAUUGACAUUAUUGCACAAAGAAGCAAUGCUCAGAGGCAAGAGAUCAGACAGACAUUCAAAUCCCUCCUGGGAAGGGAUCUGAUGAAGGAUCUUAAGUCUGAGUUGUCAAAGAACCUAGAGCGGCUGAUCAUCGGGCUCAUGUUGACCCCUGCAGAGUUUGAUGCCAAAAUGAUGAAGAAGGCAAUGGAGGGGGCUGGGACAGAUGAACACGCGCUGAUCGAGAUCCUGGUCACCAGGAGCAAUGACGAAAUACUUGCCAUGAAUGCUGCUUAUCAAAACGGAUAUAAGAAGUCUAUGGAGGAAGCCAUUCAUUCAGAUACAUCAGGCCUCUUCUGCCGCAUCCUUGUUUCUCUUGCGCAGGGUGCAAGAGAGGAGGGCCAUGCCGAUGAGGAAAGAGCUAUUGCAGAUGCUCAGGAACUUGCCGAUGCAUGCAACGCCGACUCUGAUGACAUGGAGAACAAGUUCAUGAGCAUUUUGUGCACCAGAAGCUUUCCCCAUCUCAGAAAAGUUUUCCAGGAGUUUGUCAGAUACUCCAACAAGGACAUUGAACAGAUUAUCAAGAAGGAGAUGUCAGGAGAUGUCAAAAAUGCUUUUUAUGCUAUAGUUCGCAGCGUAAAGAACCAGCCCUCUUAUUUUGCAGACCGUCUGUACAAAGCCAUGAAGGGCCUCGGUACAGACGACAGAGCACUGAUCCGCAUCAUGGUGUCCCGUAGCGAGAUCGACCUAUUCAACAUUCGCAAAGAGUUCAAGGAAACACAUGAUGUCUCCCUCCAUGAAUUCAUCCAGGUAGAAACUAUGAUCGGUGAUACCUCAGGAGACUACCGUAAAACCCUGCUGAUGCUGUGUGGAGGGGAGGAUUAAACUCGUCAAGUCCCUGCAGUUCUGUUCACAUACUUCAAUGAAAAACCAAAUGGAGACAAGCUCAAGAGUCAAACUGCUCUGGUUAAUGUCAGUACCUGUUGUCAGUGUCCCUGCUUCAACUCCUCAGCCAAACCAAGUGACCUAUGACCUCUCAGCCUUGCAAGACAGUUUUCUCUCUCAUUUCUGAUCAUCCUCUCUCUCUGGAUGAUGUCUUCCUUUUUUUUUUACAGUCAUAUGUAACAUGAAGGGGUUCACGUUGGUGUAGAAAUAGAAGACAUUGGAAAAUUAGCAAAUUGAAUAGUGCCUUCAGAUCCAGGCCUUCAAACGAUUACUGUGAUUUUAAGAUAUCAUAUAGACCUUACUAAUUGAUUAAAAGCACCAAAAUAUUCUUGUCUGUUUCUUUUUUGCUUGACAAACAUUGGAAUACAUUUUGUCAUUAUCAUAAACAUUAAUGUAAAAUGUAAAUAAUUUCCUCUCACUGUUCCGUUGUUGUUUCUUCUUUUUUUUUUACAGUAAUGUCCUGGGUGUGGUGCCCUGGUUUGUGUUUGACAGGGCAGUUCAAUGAUUAACUCUGUUGAUAUUGGCAAUAGCAGGGGGCUGAGCAGAAAAGGAACCAAAAUAUUUAACAGCAGGAAACUCCCACUCGAAUUCAUCUGCUUAACAAACUCAAUAAUACCCACAUUCUUAUUGUUGAUAACCUUUUACUAGCCUACAAUGUAUUCAUGUAAACAAAGGAUGAUAUUACAGAAUAAUUCAAAUGUAUUCAAAGACAUAGUUUUCUUAUAGAUAUAUUAUAGAUGGCAGCUAGUAGCUUUAUGUCAAACAAAUCAAGCUUGACAUUCAAACAGACUGUAGAAAUAUAGCUUGACAUCAUUGGAUACAUGACGGCCUACCAUGGCUGAACAGCUAUUUACACGUCUGCACAUUUAAAUGAACAAAAAUAAAAUAUUUUCUUUACAGUGAACCGAUUAAACAUGUCACUUAACACUGGAUGUUAUGUGUCUCAGUUGGACUUGUUUACUUGUAGCAAAGUACAAGGCAGCUGUGUCUUUUCUUGUCAGUGUCUCAGUUCAUUGCGUAUGUGUGAGCGCAGCUGUUGUCAGGCCAUCUUUGAGUUAAAAGAGGAAAGAAGAAAAAAGACGUAUGUGGCGAGGAAAUCCCCUGCAGUACGCCAAAAUCCAAGGCAACAAAUAGAGUCUGCAGCAGUCAGUCACACAAUUUAAUGGCAUACCCAACCCUAAAUUGCUCCAUUUGAUGAUAAUUAUGAGAGAUUAAGAGAUUACUUCAGUAAGACUUUGUUAGAUUGCAGACUAUGUCAAAUAUGCAUUUAGAAUUUCCCUUUUGACAGCUUGGUGAAGUUUGAAUUUAGCUGUUGUUCAGAACGGAUUACAUUUUUCUCUUUUAUUGAUUUCAUCAAGGUUUAAAUAUUUUUUUUAAAACUGAUAUGUCCUCAGACAGAAUUAUGAGUGUGUAUUGAGCAUGUGACUUUUUUCAUCUACAGCUGCCAUAAUUAAAGUGGCAUUACGAUUUGAUCAUGCAAUAAAAACACAUGCAGUAUUGUACAUACGAGUUAGUAUGUAUAAGAUGUCAUCUGUACAUUUUC
Messenger RNA from Eleginops maclovinus (Patagonian blennie), 3830 nucleotides. It is a transcript of the gene anxa6, whose product is annotated as annexin A6. Gene Ontology annotation, cellular component: focal adhesion; cytoplasm. NCBI's taxonomy places the organism in Eukaryota, Metazoa, Chordata, Actinopteri, Perciformes, Eleginopidae. The record is from RefSeq and is a predicted model, not a curated record. The transcript has 25 exons. Bases 230 to 2227 code for a protein of 665 amino acids. Gene Ontology annotation, molecular function: calcium-dependent phospholipid binding; chondroitin sulfate binding; actin filament binding. Gene Ontology annotation, biological process: mitochondrial calcium ion homeostasis; apoptotic signaling pathway; neural crest cell migration.